Fusarium musae is the source of this 1572-nucleotide messenger RNA. RefSeq lists its product as uncharacterized. The transcript has 5 exons. Gene Ontology annotation, biological process: retrograde vesicle-mediated transport, Golgi to endoplasmic reticulum; Golgi localization; endoplasmic reticulum to Golgi vesicle-mediated transport. The coding region runs from base 1 to 1572 and encodes 523 amino acids. NCBI's taxonomy places the organism in Eukaryota, Fungi, Ascomycota, Sordariomycetes, Hypocreales, Nectriaceae. Gene Ontology annotation, cellular component: COPI vesicle coat; cytosol. The record is from RefSeq and is a predicted model, not a curated record.
AUGGUCGUCCUUGCGGCUUCGAUUUGCACCCGUGGAGGGAAAGCUGUCCUCUCGAGACAGUUCCGAGAGAUGCCACGAUCGCGCAUAGAAGCCCUCCUCGCCUCGUUUCCCAAACUUGCCGAUAGCGGUACGCAGCACACGACUGUCGAGCAAGAUAACGUCCGAUUCGUUUACCAGCCCCUCGACGAGCUUUACAUGGUUCUCAUCACCAAUCGACAGUCCAACAUUCUCCAGGACAUCGACUCCCUGCACCUGUUUGCCCAGGUAGUUACCAGCACAUGCAAGAGCCUCGACGAGCGCGAAAUCCUCAAGAAUGCCUACGAAUUACUCAGUGCUUUUGACGAGCUUGUCACUCUCGGCUACCGUGAGAACUUGACCAUUAGCCAAAUCAAGACCUUCCUUGACAUGGAGAGUCAUGAGGAGCGCAUCCAAGAGAUUAUCGCAAGGAACAAAGAGUUGGAGGCCACUGAGGAGCGAAAACGAAAGGCGAAACAGCUCGAGAUGCAGCGCAAGGAUGCAGCCCGCAGUGGUCGAGGAGCUAUGGGUGGCAUGGGCGGAAUGGGCAGCAGCAGCGGUAUGCCCAGAAGUCCUUCCUAUCCCUCAUACAACGCCCCUUCGCAAUCCAAUACCAGUACCUACGACUCAUACGAGGCGGAGAAGAACAAGUCCUUCAGCAAACCGUUGGCUCCUAAGGCCAAGGGUAUGCAACUGGGUAAGAAGUCCAAGACAACUGACAUGUUUGAGCGAGUACGAGGUGACAUGGGAGGCGAAAUCGACGAUUCACCUCUUGUCGCACCCGCACCCGUCCAGCAUGCUGAAGCCGCCGAACCUCGCGUCUCGUCAACCCUUGAUCGUGAUGCUAUCCACGUCACGAUUUCAGAGGCUAUCUCGGCCAAAUUGUCUCGCGAGGGUGCUGUCAACUCCCUAGCUAUCAGUGGUGAUCUUGUUCUCCGCAUCUCAGACCCUAGCCUGACAAAGAUCAAGCUCGGCCUCCAAGCUGUUGCGUCACAUGGUGUGCAGUUUCGUACACACCCCAACGUUGACCGAAAUCUGUUCAACGGCUCCAAGAUUAUCCAGAUGAGCAACACUGCACGUGGCUUCCCAGUCAACAAUGCUGUUGGUGUACUGCGAUGGAGGGCUUCUCCCAAGGUUGAUGACGCCAGCGCAUGCCCAAUUACAUUUACUGUCUGGAUCAACAAGGAGGGGGUCAAGUACAACAUAACGGUCGAGUAUGAGUUGACUGGUAACGAUGCCCUGAACGAUGUUAGCGUCGUUAUUCCCUAUGCAGGUAGCGAGCCUGUUGUUUCAAGCUUCGAUGCUAGCUAUGAUGUUUCUGGCGACGCUCUCGAGUGGACAAUUGGCAACGUGGAUGAGGAGAACCCCAAUGGCUCAUUCGAGUUCGAGGCCGAGUCCGGCGACGAGAAUGAUUUCUUCCCUAUGACGGUUCGCUUCAACAAGAGCACACCAUACAUUGACGUUGACGUUCGCUCCGCGUCUCUUUUGGAAGAAGAAGAGGAAGUGACAUUUUCCAAGGAGAUCAAGUCUCACGCAGACAACUUCUUGGUAGAAUAG